Messenger RNA from Angiostrongylus costaricensis, 582 nucleotides. Lineage: Eukaryota; Metazoa; Nematoda; Chromadorea; Rhabditida; Metastrongylidae. The record is from the annotation of a GenBank genome assembly.
CUGGUUCCUAGUUCCGUACUUCGUGGUGAUUGCUUUCAGGGUGACAAGGUGCUGAUAUUUUCUCAAUUCACUUCUAUACUGGAUAUUCUCGAGGUUUAUCUACGAAUCCGAAAAUAUACGUUUAGGCGACUGGAUGGCUCUACUCCCGUUAUGGAAAGACAAGAAAUGAUUAACGAGUACAAUAACGACCCAGAGCUUUUUGUGUUCCUUCUAUCUACACGUGCUGGUGGUUUGGGUAUUAAUUUGACGUCGGCCAACCAUAUAAUUCUCCAUGAUAUCGACUUCAAUCCAUAUAAUGACAAGCAGGCUGAAGAUCGGUGUCAUCGCAUGGGACAAGAAAAAAGUGUUUUCGUUACUCGUCUUGUGAGUAAAGAUACUGUAGAGGUAGAUAUUCUUUGCCUUGCAAGAAAAAAACUUCAGCUUGAGAAAGCAGUUACUGUUGGAGUUGAGGAGCACACUGAAGAAAUUAAUGGGAAUUCGUAUGGGUUCACGGAAUCAAAUGAGGAGAAACCGGAUAGUGACACUUUGAAUCUUCUCUUAAACAACGCUCUCAAACGAAAGUCCAAAGAGGGAUCCGCGUAA